CUCCACCUCCACCUCCCAGUUGCCCCCUCCUCCUUCUCCCUGCCGCUCCCACCACCGCCUCCUCCUCGUCGCCGCCCCCCAACCUCCAAGCUCGCCCGAACCCUAGCCGCCAUUGCCCAAGCCGCCAUGGAAGGCGCCGGAGGCGGAGCGGCUUACCCCUCCCGCACGGCGGAGGAGGUCUUCCGCGACCUCCGCGGCCGCCGCGCCGGCAUGAUCAAGGCCCUCACCGAAGAGGUGGAGAAGUUUUACAAGCUCUGCGACCCUGAAAAGGAGAACUUGUGCCUUUACGGAUAUCCUAAUGAGACAUGGGAGGUGACCUUGCCAGCUGAGGAAGUACCCCCAGAGAUCCCUGAACCAGCACUAGGAAUCAACUUUGCUAGGGAUGGAAUGAAUGGGAAGGAUUGGUUAGCGCUAGUUGCAGUUCACAGUGAUUCCUGGUUACUGGCAGUUGCAUUCUACUUUGGAGCCCGCUUUGGGUUUGACAGAGAAACUAGGAGGCGACUCUUUAACAUGGUAAACAACUUACCCACUAUAUAUGAGGUAGUGACAGGAGUUGCCAAGAAACAGGCGAAGGAGAAGACUCCCAACAGUAGUAGCAAGAGCAACAAGCCUACUUCAAAAGUUCAGUCGAGAGUCGAGCCCCGCUCUAGUUCAAAGGCUAAGGUGUCAGCCCCCAAGGAUGAAGAAGACAGUGGUGAUGAGGACGGAGAUGAAGUGGAAGAGGAGCAUGACAACACUCUAUGUGGAACUUGUGGAACCAAUGAUGGCAAGGACGAGUUUUGGAUCUGCUGUGACAACUGUGAGAAGUGGUAUCACGGGAAGUGCGUCAAGAUCACGCCCGCACGUGCGGAGCAUAUCAAGCACUACAGGUGCCCUGAGUGCACCAACGGCAACAGCAACAAGAGGCUCAAGCCAUGAGCGACAAAGCAUUGGAAUUGGAGGAAGUUGCUACAAGGAAAGCCAUCUUCGCUCAGGUGUCAAAGUCUUCAGAUAUUAUCACCAUGGCUUAGUUUUCUAGUCUGUAAGCGUGUUUUCUAUUUAAAACAACUUCACAUUUUCGUGUGUUUGACAUCAGCCUUUCUGGUGUUUGUAAUCGCUGUCAACUGAGGGUACCGCCAACUGACCAUUUCUUCAUUAUUCGUGUAUCUUGUAGUUCGUGACUGUUAUCAUCAUUCGGUCUGAAAUCUUGCACUGAUACUGAAUU
Messenger RNA from Brachypodium distachyon (stiff brome), 1204 nucleotides. Its product is annotated as PHD finger protein ALFIN-LIKE 6. Gene Ontology annotation, cellular component: nucleus. Bases 127 to 918 code for a protein of 263 amino acids. The record is from RefSeq and is a predicted model, not a curated record. NCBI's taxonomy places the organism in Eukaryota, Viridiplantae, Streptophyta, Magnoliopsida, Poales, Poaceae. Gene Ontology annotation, molecular function: transcription cis-regulatory region binding; transcription coregulator activity; histone binding. The transcript has 5 exons. Gene Ontology annotation, biological process: regulation of DNA-templated transcription.